Molecule: messenger RNA, 861 nt
Organism: Lodderomyces jiufengensis
Lineage: Eukaryota; Fungi; Ascomycota; Pichiomycetes; Serinales; Debaryomycetaceae
Exons: 1
Coding region: 1-861 (286 amino acids)
Cellular component (GO): cytoskeleton
Molecular function (GO): actin filament binding
Source: RefSeq, a predicted model, not a curated record
AUGUCACCAACUCAAUUAGAAACUACUACUAGAGAAUCAAAAGGUUACGAAUUAGGAACAAGAGGUUCACAUAACAUUGCAAAAGGUGGUCAACAUCCAUAUCAAAUUCCUAAAUUCACAAAUAAAAAAGAUGAAAGAAAAUGGAUUAAACAACAUAUGGCAGGAGCAUUCAGAGUAUUUGGUAGAAAAGGAUAUACUGAAGGAACAGCAGGUCACAUAUCAAUAAGAGAUCCAGUAGAUCCAAACACAUUUUGGAUAAAUCCAUUAGGUAAACAUUUUAGUUUAAUUAAAUCAAGUGAUUUGGUUCAUGUUAAUGAAAAUGGUGAGAUUUUACCAGAUGGGAAUCAAAUUGCAAUAAAUGCUGCUGGUUUUGCUAUUCAUAGUGCUAUUCAUAAAGCAAGACCUGAUGUCAACGCAGCUUGUCAUACUCAUUCAACUUAUGGAAAAGCUUGGUCAAGUAUGGGUAAAUUAUUAGAUAUGAUUAAUCAAGAUGUUUGUACUUUUUAUAAAAAACAUUCGAUUUUUACAGAUUUUGGAGGAGUUGCAUUAGAAGAAGAAGAAGGUAUUAAAAUUGCCCAAGCUCUAGGUGAUAAUAAGGGAAUAAUUUUACAAAAUCAUGGAUUAUUAACUGUUGGAAGUACUGUUGAUGAAGCUGCUUAUUUGUUUACCUUAUUGGAAAAAUCAUGUCAAGUUCAAUUAUUAGCUCAACAAGCCUUGUUACCUGGUGAAUCUCUUAAGAUUAUUGGUGAUAAAGAAGCUACUUAUUGUGAAUUUAAUGAUGGUGAUCCUGAAACUUUAUAUACUGAAUUUCAACCUGAUUAUGAGAUAGAAUUAUAUUAUAAUGAUGAUUUUUUGAACUAG